ACACCGCUGCAUCUCGCCGUCUAUCACCGGCAAACGGCGUGCGUGAGGGCUCUGCUGGAGAGCGACAAGGUAAUAGACUUGAAGGACGGGCAAGGCAAGACAGCGCUGCACAUUGCAGCGGGAGGAGACUAUUGGGAGGGGGUGGAGGCACUCAUGGAGGGAGGUGCAUGUCUGGACAUCCAGGACGGGCAGGGGAGACUUGUGCUGGACUACGCACGACAGAAGAACGCACAGACAGCUAUUACAAUGAUAUCG
Guillardia theta CCMP2712 is the source of this 255-nucleotide messenger RNA. RefSeq lists its product as hypothetical. NCBI's taxonomy places the organism in Eukaryota, Cryptophyceae, Pyrenomonadales, Geminigeraceae. The record is from RefSeq and is a predicted model, not a curated record. Gene Ontology annotation, cellular component: nucleus; cytoplasm. The annotation marks the transcript as partial. The transcript is spliced from 2 exons. Gene Ontology annotation, molecular function: protein binding.